Monodelphis domestica (gray short-tailed opossum) is the source of this 2048-nucleotide messenger RNA. It is a transcript of the gene IRF9, whose product is annotated as interferon regulatory factor 9. The record is from RefSeq and is a predicted model, not a curated record. Gene Ontology annotation, biological process: immune system process; regulation of transcription by RNA polymerase II. NCBI's taxonomy places the organism in Eukaryota, Metazoa, Chordata, Mammalia, Didelphimorphia, Didelphidae. Gene Ontology annotation, cellular component: nucleus. Gene Ontology annotation, molecular function: RNA polymerase II cis-regulatory region sequence-specific DNA binding; DNA-binding transcription factor activity, RNA polymerase II-specific; protein binding.
GAACAAGUGAAGGUGCCAAAUGGCCUCCAUGGCACUCCCUGCUUCCCAGCCCUCCUAAGAGCUUCAGUGUGCCCAGCACUGUGCUAAGUACUGAGGGGGAUGUAUGAGAAAGGGUAAGAUGCCCCAUCCCUGAAUCAGGAAAGUUCUCAAGAGCACACACCGAGGCGACUGCACACUCCAUGACCCAGGCCCUUCCUCCGGGCUCCCCACUGUCCAGGCGCCUCCCCGGCCCCAAGUCUGGCCCCACCCUGCUGGGCUGCCCCGGCUGGCCUCCUGGCUCAGGCCCUUCUCCCAGGUCUCGGCUUCCCCCUAGUGGCGGCUGGUCGCCCUGCAGCUCCAGCCCAUGUGAUUUCGGGGAAAAGGCGGUGCCCAAAGGAAGCGAAACAGGGGACAGGAGGAAGGGGAGGAGAGAAAGACAGACAGCUGACUGGGGAGCUGAGCUGCACCCAGCUUUCCGCAUUCAUCUGCACCAAGGCGACUGCCAGCACAGCUGCACUGCCUACAUUCUCAUCUUCUUUCUGCCGAUGGUUCUAGCUAGUCCUUCCAGGAUGGCAUCUGGCCGGGCUAGAAGUACUCGAAAACUUCGGAACUGGGUGCUGGAGCAAGUGGAGAGUGGACAGUUCCCAGGAGUGUGCUGGGACGAUGAAGACAAGACCAUGUUCCGCAUCCCCUGGAAACAUGCUGGCAAGCAGGAUUUCAGAGAAGAGCAAGAUGCCGCCUUCUUCAAGGCCUGGGCAAUAUUCAAAGGGAAGUAUCGAGAAGGAGACCAAGCCGACCCUGCAGCCUGGAAGACCCGCCUUCGAUGUGCCCUCAACAAGAGCUCCGAGUUUGAGGAGGUCCCAGGGCGAGGCCACAUGGAGGGGCCUGAGCCUUACAAGGUGUACCGGCUUCUGCCUCCAGGCAUUCUUCCUGGCCCUCACUCCUCUGCUGCUCCCACAGCCCCACUAGGUACCCAGAAGCUUCCACCAAAGAGAAGCCACACUGCCCUAUCCUCAGAGGAUGAAGACAAUGGAGAGAACAAACGGACUUGUAUGCCUAGCCUGCCUUCACAACAGAACUCCGCUAGGAGCAUGGUGGCAGUGCCAAGUAAGGUGCCCAACAGCAGUUUUCAGCACAUGGAUGAUUCUGGUAUUGGGAGCAACAGCAACAGCCCUCAGCCCCACGAAGUUGCUGACUCUAUUGAGGUUAUUUCACAAGAAGAUCUAGAGAUGCCACCAUCCCUUCCAGAUGCAGAUUACUCCCUUUUGCUCACCUUCCGCUACAGUGGGCAUUUGGUGGGACAGACCAAGGUGUACAGCCCCGACUGUCGCCUUGUGGCCAAACUCUCCGGAUCUCAGAGUAACAUGGAGCAAGUGGUACUACCGUCUGCCAGUGUACUGCCUGAACCAACCCUCCAGGUCGCCACAGGGCACCUCCUGAACCUCUUUGACCGUGGCAUCUUGGUAGCUAGCAAUGCCCGAGGUCUCUUCGUGCAGCGCCUCUGUACCAUGCCCAUUUCCUGGACCGGGCCCUGCACCCUGUCUGGUCCUGGACCGCAUCUACUACAGGACAAAGCAUGUGUAGAGGUCUUUAAUCCUGCCCGAUUCUUCCAAGGCCUAGCCCGAUACCACGAGGGCCUUGCCCCACCCCCCGAGUUCCAGGUGACCCUAAAUUUUUUGGAGGAGCACUGUGAUCCUGGAAGCACCCAUAACAGUCUCAUCACAGUCCAGAUGGAGCAGGCCUUCGCCCGACACCUACUGGAAGAAACUGGAUUUGUAUAAGUGAAGAAAGUCCCAUUUCCUUGGAGUCUGUUACCUUCGGCUUUCUCUUCCUUUCCUUUAACUCUGAGGGGUAUCCUGUUCAAGCUAUGCCCCCCUAGUUGGUGUUGGUGCCUUCUGUGAAUUCUAUUGCCAUGCUUGGUUGUAACUGAUAAGGUGGGGAAGGUCCCUAGGAAAUCCCAGCAGCUUAAGCAAGGAGUGCCCUUCAAUUCUAAACCCUAAAAAAUAGCUUUAGAUUUACUGUCCAAGUUUAUACAUUGAUUUUUGAAUAAAGUUUUAUUGAAAAUGAAA